Knipowitschia caucasica is the source of this 531-nucleotide messenger RNA. NCBI's taxonomy places the organism in Eukaryota, Metazoa, Chordata, Actinopteri, Gobiiformes, Gobiidae. The record is from the annotation of a GenBank genome assembly.
AUGUACCCUCUCCACAUGUACCCUCUCUACAUGUACCCUCUCCACAUGUACCCUCUCCACAUGUACCCUCUCCACAUGCACCCUCACCACAUGUACCCCCUCCACAUGUACCCUCUCCACAUGUACCCUCUCCACAUGUACCCUCUCCACAUGCACCCUCACCCUAUGUACCCCCUCAACAUGUACCCUCUCCACAUGUACCCUCUCCACAUGUAUGCUCUCCACAUGUACCCUCUCCACAUGAACCCUCUCCACAUGUACCCUCUCCACAUGUACCCUAUCCACAUGUAUGCUCUCCACAUGUACCCUCUCCACAUGAACCCUCUCCACAUGUACCCUCUCCACAUGUACCCUCUCCACAUGUAUGCUCUCCACAUGUACCCUCUCCACAUGAACCCUCUCCACAUGAACCCUCUCCACAUGUACCCUCUCCACAUGUACCCUCCCCACAUGUACCCUCUCCACAUGAACCCUCUCCACAUGAACCCUCUCCACAUCUACCCUCUCCACAUGUACCCUCUCCACAUGUAA